AUGUCGACAUUGAAAGAACUUGCAGAAUAUGGUCAGAGUCUAAACUUGACAGGUGUGGACUUGCAGCAGUUUAUACAGCAACAACAGGCACAUCAACGUGAGCUACGAGCAGCUGAACAGGAAAAACAUAAACAGGAUAAGGGAGUAUCAUCUCAAGGUCGAGCACUGGAUGUGUAUGCACUGUUGCCGCAGGAGAAAGUGUUGGACUAUGAUGAUUCGAAGACAGCGUUACUAAAAAGGUUUGAAAAGACGGAGGACGGAUUUCGUCAAAACUUCCGUAAGAGCAGACCUGACGAAGGGGAAACCUUUUCACAGUUUGAUGUUCGUCUCGGUAGUUAUCUUGAUAGGAAAAAGGAGGGACCGGCAGAUAUAAAAGUAAGUGCUGAUCUAUCUGAGAAUGAAAAAGCAGAGGUCAAGACACUGCUAGAGGAUUUUUCAGAUGUUUUAUCAGAUGUACCUGGUUUGACGAAUCUCGGAGUUCAUCAUUUCAAGUUGACUAGUGACUGGCCUAUUCGCAUUAAGCCUAAUCCUCUGCCGUUUACUUCAAAAGACGUUGUUUGUGACGAGGUAAAGAAGGAGGUGGAAGCCGAUGCGAUCGAGCCUUCGAUGAUUCCAUACAGUUCCCCGAUAGUCAUCCUGAAAAAGAAGGACGGUUCGAACAGGUUUUGUUUCGAUUUUCGUGCAAUUAAUAAAGGAAACUGGCAGCUACCAUUGGAUGAUGCAGCAAAGAUGAUCACCGCUUUCCAAAUGCCAUUUGGUCUGUUUCAAUUCAGGGUGAUGCCCUUUGGCUUGAUAAACGCUUCCGCAAGUUUCAGUCGCCUGAUGCGUAAGCUUGUAGACGGAAUGCAGUGUGUGGAUAAUUUUAUAGACAAUGUGAUUGUGUACACUUGA
Saccostrea cuccullata (small rock oyster) is the source of this 891-nucleotide messenger RNA. RefSeq lists its product as uncharacterized. The transcript is spliced from 4 exons. The record is from RefSeq and is a predicted model, not a curated record. The coding region runs from base 1 to 891 and encodes 296 amino acids. NCBI's taxonomy places the organism in Eukaryota, Metazoa, Mollusca, Bivalvia, Ostreida, Ostreidae.